Messenger RNA from Paramecium tetraurelia, 1887 nucleotides. RefSeq lists its product as uncharacterized. Gene Ontology annotation, cellular component: cilium. The record is from RefSeq and is a predicted model, not a curated record. Lineage: Eukaryota; Ciliophora; Oligohymenophorea; Peniculida; Parameciidae. The transcript is spliced from 4 exons.
AUGGCCACUGAAUUACUAUAGGGGGAUUAUGAAUUCAAUGCUCCGCCAAGAAGGACAGGGAUGCCUUGUAACAUCAUGUGGGAUAAGAGAGUCAUUAGAGGGAAUACUUAUUCAAGUGUUUUGAAUAAAUCAGAGCCAACUAUGUAGACAACUAUAAAGAGGAUUCAAAACACUAAAGUAGUGACUGAGAAGAAGGAAGAUGAAACUAUCCAUAAUGAAGAAACACAAACAGACCCCAAUGUUGAAGAGUUAACUGACAAACCACCCCGACAUCUAAAAGAAACUUAAACAGAAUUCAUAAUCGAGAAAGUUGUACCUAGAUUGUACAUGAAAGAGAAGACAGGAAUAGACGAAGAAACUCAAGUGUGGGAUGAUGGAGAAUUGUUUAAUUUUGAAUAUGAAGCUGAGCCAAUUCUUUAGGUAUUAGUAAGAAAGACUUUGGAUUUAAGUCGAAUGGAAGUAUUAUAAGAAGAGGAGCUGAGAGAGAUGAAGGAGAAGUAAGAGCAUUAUUAAAAAUUAAAGCAAAUGGAAAUGGCUGAAUAGGAUAGGUUGGAGAAGAAAGAAUAACAGUUAUACAAUGAGAAUAUUAAACUAAAAUAACAAUUUCAUAAUUAAAAGUAGAGGGAUAUCAAGACACAUGAAAAAUUAGUCAGUCGAGCAUCAGCUAAGAAAUAUUUAUCUAAAUGUGUUAAUUUGGCAUUAUAACAAUUGGAACUUAGCGGAUAUUUUAGAGAUCCUGUUGAAAUAUAAUUAAUAUCUGAAUACUUACCUUGGAUUUAUUAAGAUGUGACAACUGAAUUAUUGAGUUCGAAUCAUAUCUUUGUUGAAUACAACUCAAUGUUGGAUAACAUUGAUGAUGACAUGUUUAAAUUACAUACUAAAACAUUAUCUUAAGAAAGAAGUCGAAGAUAAUAGAUACUAGAUGAAAGAGAAAGGCAAAGAAUUGCUAAAGAAGAGGCAGAUAAAUAAAGAAGAGAGAGAAGAAAAAUUAGAUUGGAAAAGGAAAGAAGGUAGAAAUUGAAAGAGACUGUUUAAGAAUAAUUGGUUACCAAGGGAGAGGAAAAGGAAUGGUUUAAUCUUAUAUCUGAUGUCGAUGGCUAUUAUCAAGGAACUAAUACUAUAGGUUAUCUGGGAGGUAUUAUUGGCUAAUUUGUUAUCAUUAUUAAUGCCUUACAACAAGUCGGAGAAUCUAUUGAAGAUAUAUCUGAAUUGAUUACCAAUUCUAUAGCUGCAUUACCAGAAGGAACCAUCAUUGAAGUUGGAUUAAGAGACUAAAUAGAUUAGAUGUUAGCUGAUAUUGAACCUGAAUUGACUCUAGGCAACUUACCUGAAUAAUUAACUUAAGGCAUAGAAAAUGCUAUCAAAUCUAAUAUUGUCUAUAGUUUAUAAUAGCAUUGGACUUCUUUCGAAUUUCUUCAAAAUAUUAAUCAAAUUGUUGAUUUGGUUAUUAAAAACCUAUUUGAAAAUAGAGCCAAGGUCAAAUGGUCAAAAAUUAAAGGUUAAGUAGACUUUUAAAAGAUUCCAUGUCUUGUCAAAUUGUAACCUGGAAUGGAAAGUCUUCGAUUUCAUCCAAAAUCAGGAAAAACCAGAGUUGAAAAAUCAGUAGAAGAAGAAGCCACUGAGGAAGAAAUAAUUAAUCCAUAAAACCUUGGUGAAGCAGUUGUUGAUACUAAGGCUACUGCAUUUAUACCUUAAAAUGAAGAAAUUUAAACUGCUGUCAUUCAUAAUGUUGCAGAAUUCCAUCUUAGAAAUUUAAUUAUACAAUAGAUUGGUGAAUAAGACAUUCCAUGGCUUGUAAAUUUCACUGAAAAGUGCUAAAAUUUAGAAACAUAAAUUAUCGAAACCCUAAAUCCUCAAUUACCUUAAUUGGAAGUUUAUUAAUAUUGA